This is a messenger RNA of Polyodon spathula (Mississippi paddlefish), 1256 nucleotides long. Its product is annotated as maleylacetoacetate isomerase-like. Gene Ontology annotation, cellular component: mitochondrion; cytoplasm. The coding region runs from base 84 to 734 and encodes 216 amino acids. The transcript has 9 exons. The record is from RefSeq and is a predicted model, not a curated record. Gene Ontology annotation, biological process: L-phenylalanine catabolic process; glutathione metabolic process. NCBI's taxonomy places the organism in Eukaryota, Metazoa, Chordata, Actinopteri, Acipenseriformes, Polyodontidae. Gene Ontology annotation, molecular function: maleylacetoacetate isomerase activity; glutathione transferase activity.
UGAUUGGCUGCAAAUUAAAUGAACUUUCAUUCAAUAGACUCACUGUUCACAUUAUGGUAACGAACUAUAUUCUGUAUUAAACCAUGGCAACUCCAGACAAGCCUGUUCUGUAUAGUUAUUUCAGGAGCUCCUGUUCCUGGCGAGUUCGGAUCGCUUUUGCACUGAAGGGUAUAGAAUAUGACCAAGAAGCAGUUAAUCUUAUAAAGGACGGAGGGCAACAGCAAUCAGAGAAGUACAAGGCAUUGAACCCUAUGCAACAGGUGCCAGCACUCUGCAUUGAUGGAAUCACGAUCUCACAGUCGCUGGCCAUAAUUCAGUAUCUUGAAGACACCAGACCCGGCCCACAUCUUCUACCUCAGGACCCGAAGAAGAGAGCCCAGGUGCGGAUGAUUUGUGAUCACAUAGCCUCCGGCAUUCAGCCACUACAGAACCUCUAUGUACUACAGAAAAUAGGUGCGGAAAAAGUGGAGUGGGCACAACAUUUCAUUGUCCGUGGGUUUCACGCUCUUGAGCACAUCCUUCUGCAGACAGCAGGGCGGUACUGUGUUGGUGAUGAGAUUUCAAUGGCAGACAUUUGUUUGGUUCCACAGGUUUAUAACGCUGAGAGGUUUAAGGUUGACCUGACACCUUUCCCAACUAUAAAGAGGUUAAACGAGACCCUGCUCGGAUUGGAAGCGUUUCAAGUAAGUCACCCAUCACGCCAGCCUGACACCCCAGGAGACCUUCAAGCGUGAGAGCAACACAAACCAGCCACGAGCGCUUCGGAUCCACCAGUGCAACGAGCACACGCUAUUGUUUGAGGUGACAGGAUUAAAAGAUUAUAUUAUCAUCUCUUAGAACGAGGGGGAAAAAAAUUGAGAUAUUUUCUGUUUCAUAUGCCAUGGUUAAUAAAGUAAUGUGAAAAUGGUGUGUUUUUGUCAUAUUAACUUCUUUAAUAUUAAUUUAGCUUAAUAGAGACAUGACAAGUACAAUCAUUUAAACCUUUUGCCAUUUCUGUCGAUCACAAUAUCAUGUUCAUUUUGAUAUACAGCUAUUGUGCAAUUAGAGUUCUGUACAUUCUUUUUAUCUGUGUGAUCUCACCCAUCAGUUAUUUAAACCCAACGCACAAUGUAUAAUUUAGGCAACUGGCUUAAAUAAAUAAAAUACAAAAUCCCCCAGUGUCAUUUUUAAAUCAAGCUUUAAUUUAGUUACAUUACAAUUGAACAAUGUAUGUAAUGUUGAAAACCAUUGUUUAAAAAAACUUGGACGUGUAAAAC